This is a messenger RNA of Leptopilina heterotoma, 2591 nucleotides long. RefSeq lists its product as uncharacterized. The record is from RefSeq and is a predicted model, not a curated record. Gene Ontology annotation, cellular component: nucleus. The transcript is spliced from 3 exons. Lineage: Eukaryota; Metazoa; Arthropoda; Insecta; Hymenoptera; Figitidae. Gene Ontology annotation, molecular function: DNA-binding transcription factor activity, RNA polymerase II-specific; sequence-specific double-stranded DNA binding. Gene Ontology annotation, biological process: neuron projection morphogenesis; spinal cord motor neuron cell fate specification; central nervous system development. The coding region runs from base 393 to 1913 and encodes 506 amino acids.
UACGAUGUCGAAGGAUUUUUGGAACGCACCAACGAACACGCGGUGUCGAUGAUUUCAUUUUGCGACGUGACGUCCAACUAAUAGCUCUUGCUUGCACUUGCUUUUCUCGAUUACCGAUUGAUGACGCGAAAUUCAUCAGUGAUUAUCUCCAGCAAUUAUUCGCAAUAAGAGAAAGUAAAUUUAAUUAUCCGAAAAAGUGAUCGCGUUUCUUUUAUUGUAUUUACAAUUAUCUCUUUCUAAAUUACUUUUUACUUCUCCUAUUUGAUCUUUAACUUUUUUUCUCUAUCAAUUCAAGUUUUUAUCAAAGUCGAAAAUAAGUGAACAAUUUCUAGAAAGAAAAUCAGUGCGAGUGAUUAAUAAAAUCGAAAAAAUGCGUUAAGGAACAUUCCUCAAUGGCUGCCAUGUACAACGCGCAGAUGGUCUCGGAGGAACUUCAUCAACACUCGAGACACCUCUACAGCAUCCAGCACAGACUCCAAGAUCCCAGCUCAUCCCCAAGGUCCGAGGAGCCGAAAUCACCGAAACUCCGCUCAGAGGAUAUACAUUUCGCAACUCUAGAAGAGAAAUCAAGAAUUCGAUACCCGGAAAAUUCGGAUUCCCUCACAAAGAGAUUCGUCGAGAACCAAACGUUAUUCAAAGAAGAACCCCUAACAAUGAAGUUCAUGGAGGACAGAUUUCGUGAACCCGGGUCCUCACCGGGAAGUUCACCCUCGACCCAACAGCACAAUGCAGGAAAGACCUCGUUCUGCAUCGACGCCCUUCUCGGCAGAGUCACCAGUAAAAAUGAUCUCGACAUGAAAUCUCGACCCUACCGAACAUCAGAAAUAACUCCCGACAUUGUCGACGAGAAGGAGAGUAAUUCUAGUCUCCAAAAUCAGGAGAGUGAAGAGAGAAGAAAUUCCCUCGGCAAUCCUCUUCUGCCAUUCGUGCAGCAGCAUAUCGUGAGAUCAGAGGAUGACCUGAGAAACAGAAGACUCCUGAAUCCGGAUCAUCGACAAUUACUCAUGAGAAAUGACUCGUCGUCUCGGGGUCAAUUUCGCUCGAUUCCGGACUCGGGAAAUAGUGGUGGACGAUAUAGGAACAGAAUGGACGAUGAUGAGGCGUCAGUGGACGUGGAUGCGGAGGUCGAUCCCUCAAGAACUGGGAGUGCAAGUCCCGGUAGUAAUACUAGUCGUAGUCCAACUUCGAGUCCUCCGAUUUCCCCGGGAUCGGAGGAUCCGACUGGAAAUGGGAUUUUGGGCCACCAGAGUAUGGCCAACAAUCCGUAUGGUGUGGGUGCGGGAGUGGUGAGACAAAAUCAGGGACUGUUGAUUCAUCCUGGAGGGCCUCUCAUCCAUCCUGGGGGAUUGUACUAUCAUCCGGCUGGCGGGAGCGCGUUUCACUCGAUACACAAGGAGGGACAGCCCGUGGGUCAUCCUCAGUCCGGCGGCCCUCAUCCUCAUCAUCUUCAUCCUCUUCAACUCGAGUGGUUGGCGAGGACCGGUAUGCUGUAUCCCAGGUUGCCUGCUGAUCUUGCUGGUUGUGCUGCUCAACACGCGCUCUUAGGAAAAACAAGAAGGCCCCGAACAGCCUUCACCUCUCAACAAUUGUUAGAAUUAGAAAAACAAUUUCGACAAAACAAAUAUCUCAGCAGACCAAAGAGGUUCGAAGUGGCCACCUCGUUAAUGUUAACAGAGACGCAGGUUAAAAUCUGGUUUCAAAAUAGAAGAAUGAAAUGGAAACGGAGCAAAAAAGCACAACAAGAACCAAGAUCGGGCGGAAAGGCAGAUGAUACGGGAAAUUCGCGUGACAAUGGAAAUGAUGUUUCAAUAAAUGUGUCCGCCGCCACGGAAGACUCGAGAGAAACCUCCCAGGAGAAUUCGAGAAACAUCUCCGAACUUCAAGAACCUCUUUAUCGUCCCUAUGUUGUGUAAAUUCUACGAAAAAGUUAAAAUAACAAAAGAGACUAAAAUCAAAGAAUUCGGUUGACAUAAACCAGUGUAGCAAAAUGUAUGAUAAAGAAUGUGUGCUCACUGCUCAAUAAAAAAAAUUGAUGUAAAAAGUGUCAUAAAUAUAUAUAGAGAUAACAAUUCUCAUUCGUUUUUACUUUUUUUUCAUUUCAAAAAUAGAAAUUUUUUCCGCAUUUUUCGUAAAUACUCCGAACAUUUUUUUACAGAAAAUUAUAAAUUUUUUCUACGAAUAAUUAAAAUUUCCUGUUACAAAAAUAGAAUAAAAUUGAAGCACUUCUGAUACAUCGAUUAAAAUUGAUUGUUAUUAAAUUUUUAGGACCCGCUAGUAUUGUUUUACGCUUUGUAAUAAAGUAAAUCUUUUUUUGAACAAAAAAAAAUCGUCGUCGUAAAUGUUUUGUUAAAAAAAGGUAAUAAACAUUCCAUAUUGUCGUCGCAAAAUCCAAAGAUUGUAAAUAUAAAUAGGACUAGUUUUAAAGUGUAUAUAUAAAAAAAUCUCGUUCACUCUCAGAUCUACUAGUUAUAAAUAAAUAUAGUUUAAAAAAUUGUGAAGAGUGUGUUUUUAAAAAUGAAAAAGGUAUGUGAAGAAUGAUCUGAGUUUGUUUAUUGAUGAAAUUUUACUGAUGAAAAAUAAAAUAUAGAUGA